AUGAUCUUGGCAGCCAUCCCAUUCUUCCUACUAUCCUGUAUCUUGUUCCUCAUAGCCCAAAAACUUACAACCGACCGCCUCAAACGCUUCCCAGGCCCCAGACUAGCAGCAUGGACAGACCUCUGGCGAGUCCUCGACACUUACUUCGGAUCCCACAAACCCCCGUCCUCCAUCAUCCUCCACCGCAAAUACGGCGACAUCGUCCGGGUAGGCCCCAACGCCCUAACCUUCUCCAAUCCGCAAGCAAUCAAAGACAUCUACGGCACGGACAACCGAUACCCGAAGAGUGAAAUGUACCACGUCUUCGCCCCUUCCGCAGGUGGACACGUCACUCCCUCGCUCUUCUCUUCCUUGGACAUCACCUGGCAUGAUAACCUCCGGCGAGCGGUGAACCCAGCGUUCAACCUGAGCGCUCUAGUCCAAUACGAACCCUUCGUGGACAACACGACUCGUGAAUUUCUCUCACAACUCUCACAUCGCUACGCCGAUAAACCCGGUACCGAAGGCGUCGUCCGUCUUCACGAAUGGAUGCACUGGUACGCGUUCGACGUGAUCGGGGAGAUCACAUACGGUUCUCCCUUCGGUGCUCUCAAAAACGCAUCCGACAUCGACGGAAUCCUGGCGAAAACGCACCGUUUCCUGGCGUACGGCAUGUGGGCGGGAUAUAUGCCCUUGAUCGACAAGUUGACCUUCAAGAACCCCGUUCUUCUAUGGUUGCACCGAAGAGGGUAUGUCACCAGCGCUCCCAACCCCGUGGUAACCUGGGCCUUGAAGUACCAACAAGCCUCACGACCGAACAACAACAACAAUCAAGAAGACAAACCACAACCGCUCCUCGAAAAGUUCCUCGGCGCGAAAGAAACCCACCCCUCCAUCAUCACGGACAAAGAAGUCCUCUCCAUGGGACUGUCCGCGAUCCUCGCGGGCUCCGAGUCCACAGGCGUAACCCUCACCGCAAUCUUCUAUUAUAUCCUCAAGAACCCCUCCGUCCUCGCGACCCUCCAAGCAGAGCUCGACACCGCCUUUCCAACCGCAGCUUCAACAACACCCAUCGAGUUCAAACACGCCUUCGCCCUCCCCUACCUCGACGCCUGCCUCGAGGAAACCUUCCGUCUCCACCCCGCCGCCCGCUUCACAGCCGAACGCCUGCUCCCCCCUCAAGGCGCGCACAUCUCCAGCCAAAAAAUCCCCGGCGGCACGCUCGUCGGCAUAAACGCCUGGGCUCUGCAUCACCGCGCAGACGUCUUCGGCUCCGACGUCGACUCGUACAUCCCCGAGCGCUGGCUCCCUCGCCCAACGGAACCUUACGAGCAAGAACGCGCUCGGAUCGACGCCAUGUCGAGAACGUUGUUCCACUUCGGCGCGGGCCGGUUCGGGUGCAUCAGCAAGAAUGUGAGCUUGUUGGAAAUGUACAAAGUCGUGCCGGCCGUGUUGCGGGCGUUUGAGAUGUCACUGGAGGAUCCGGGCAGGGAGUGGAGGUUUGAGGAUGGGAGUUUUGUGAAUGUUAGCGGUGUGGACGUACGGUUGAGAAGGAGGAGGACCACGGAUGGAUCGUGA
Molecule: messenger RNA, 1557 nt
Organism: Zasmidium cellare ATCC 36951
Lineage: Eukaryota; Fungi; Ascomycota; Dothideomycetes; Mycosphaerellales; Mycosphaerellaceae
Exons: 1
Coding region: 1-1557 (518 amino acids)
Molecular function (GO): oxidoreductase activity, acting on paired donors, with incorporation or reduction of molecular oxygen; iron ion binding; heme binding
Source: RefSeq, a predicted model, not a curated record